UGUCUGUCUGCCUGCCUGUCUUUGCGACGCGCUGCAAGGGCAACAACCACAACAACACAUGAGAGAUGGAAAAUAAUUUUUUUUUCUAGUAUUUUGGACAAUGCCCACAUUACCGCCUGGUGUUGCUGGAACGACGGCAGUCAAUCGAGCUACUGCAAGGUACGGUCGGGCCCUGGCCUGAACGAGCGAGCGGGAGAUCCGGGGAACAGGGGUCGCUGAUUGGCCCAUUAAUGCGUGGCUGCACACUCUCCCAACCUCUCUCCCUCUCUCUGUACAAACAACGACUGCCGCCCCGCUGUUGGAGCUAGUCCACGACCACGACAACAACAACAACUACUGCUCCCAACUGCAUGCUACUGCGAACUGGCGUUCCAUUUAUUUAUCCCUUCUUCUUGACUGCCUAUAACUACGGCUUGCUGCAUGCACCUCGCCACCGCUGUUGUUGCUGCUGCUGCCCCAAUGCACUCUGCCUCUGCCUCUGUUUCAUGCACCCUGUCGCUCUUUAGCUAUUGAUUUCUUCCUUCACCUACCCGUCUCUACGCUCUCUGGAUACCUACCUCUCUCGACUAUCGCUACUACUCCGAUACCCUCCCGUUACCGCCCUGCCCAUCUUACGUACCGACCCACCGCACCAGCUGCGCAUACGCGUCUUACACCACUACCACCAUUCCUUGUCCCACUGCCGCUCCUCUCCUUCAUCUUCUACCGCUCCCUCGCGUCUCCGUGCAAUAACUUGCCCCGCCCACCCGUCCAUAUCUGAUUGAUUGUACACUCGACACAACCCACCACCACCAUCAUGGCUGCCAAAGUCGCAAGAGGCGGCCUCGGAGCAGCCCCUCACACCGCCGGCAUCUUCUCCGACAUGACGGUUGACGGCCCCAUCAUUGGCACCUUGGUCGCCAUCAUGGACCGCGCCAAGAAUCUCCCCAAUCGCCGUUCAAUGGGAAAGCAGGAUCCCUAUUGUGCUGCGAGGCUGGGCAAGGAGGCCAAGAAGACAAACACGGACCGUCGCGGAGGUCAAACCCCAAGAUGGGACCAGGAAUUGCGCUUCACCGUCCACGACUCCCCCGACUACCACCAGCUCAAAGUCUCCGUCUUUAACGAUGACAAGAAAACUGAGCUGAUUGGCGAGACCUUUGUCAAUCUCGAGGCCAUCAUCACCCCGGGCGGCGGCCAGAGCGAUACCUGGCACGGCCUCAACUGCAAGGGCAAAUACGCCGGAGAGAUCCGCCUGGAGCUCACCUUCUAUGAUACCCGUCCCAAGGAAGAGAAACCAGUUGUCGAGAAGAAGAGGGACAGCGCCAGAUCCGAUGCACAGAGAGCCGGCUUGAGCGGCCCCCGAGAGAGCACACCUGUCAAGCGGAGGCCUCUACCUUCCGAUCCUACCGCUGCUUCACCUUCACCGCAAAGCACACCCGAGCCUCGUGGUCUACAAGGGGUUCAGUCAGGGCCUCGCAGUUACGGGACGUCUAGACACCAGCGAGAGAGUUCGACACCCCAGCGACGACCGGUUCCAGACGCUUCACCUCAAGUCAGCACCUCGCCUAACCCCCAAACCCCACAAACCCAGCAGUAUACCCCUCGUCCUGUCGAGCAGGAUGUGUACACGCCUCCGAAGCCUCACUCAUCCAGCACCAACCUUCCCCAGUACAAUGCCGACAAUUUCGACAUGUCAUAUACGGCUCCCAAGCCAUACGAGACGCCUCAAGUUGAUCCGCACUCUCACCUUCGAGACGCUGGGAAUCGGGCCAUGUCACAGGACAACUUUAGAUCUUCUCCGGCGCACCACCACAGCAAUCUCCCUGCUGAUCUACCACACUCUCACUCGGCUCCGAGUGUGCCUACUUACGAGCCUGAGCAUAGGCAAUAUGAUGACCACAGAGGUCGCCGGUCCCCUCAACCAAACAGCUACUCGCAGAAUCCGUACCAAGACCCCUCGUAUCAGGUUGAGCCAUUACGGCUGAGUAGGAAUAGCCGAAGUUUCGAGCAGAUGACUUCCCAAGACGGAUACCAAAUACCCGAGGCAUACGCGGAUCCACGCGAUCCAUACAACACACAUGCCUCCCAUGGUCGCAGAGCAAGCGCCAUGCAGCCUACAGUAGAGGAUGAAGAUGAUGUUCCACCUCCUCCUCCCGUUCACAGAAAAGGAGCAAGCACCAUCCCUCAGCCCCACCAGGGAUCUCCUCGAGACUACCGCGAUGAGGACUCGUUGCAGUACACCCAUGACGGCACACUCCAACAGUACGGGUCACAUGACUACGGUCAUCACUCCCAGGAUCGCCGAUACACCCAUCCUCGCCCGGAUAGCCGGCCAGCGUCUCGGGACGCCAUGGUGCCUUCUCCUUUGCGGAACGAGACCAUCGCGUUACCGGCCAGCCUCGUCGCCGGGGUAGAUGCAUCUCGUCAAAGCAGAGACCCCAUGUCUCAUAAAAUGUCCCCUUCGUACGAAACCGCCGUCUCCCGCUCGCGACAGCAUUCCGAAUCGAGUGCUCAUAUGCCUCCACAGUACGACCAGGGCUCUUACCCGCACCCGUUGAAACAGCAACAGUCAGCCGAUCCCCUCCACGCGUUGCAGCAUUACCAACACCCUCCCCCAGAGGAGCCACGUCGCAGAUCCCCCGAUCACGUUCAUCCCAUUAUCAAACCACGUGCGGUGAGUCCUGCGGUGAGUCCCGUGCAUACGCGCAGCCCGGUGGAUGACCGCGCAUCUCGAAUGCCAAACCGGAGCAUGCCAACACGCAAGUCGGUCUCGCCUCGACCACCACCUGUCGAGGAACCCGAACAGCGACGGCUGUCUGAAGUACCUUUUGCACCAGACAGUUUCGAUGUUUUCAAUCCGUCCAUGGCCUCCAAGUCCGACCCUGAAAGGCCAGGGAGCAGCAUGGAAAUGAACGACAAGGGCCAGAUAGUCACCUUCAGUGGUCGCGUCAUUGAUGCGUCCGAUCAUCUUCCAGUUGACAGCUGGGCUCCUGAGCCGGAGCGCAAAGGUCCCGAGAAAGACCGCGCUUCGCGUACACGUCCGGUCCUGAGCGGGGCUCGUGAUCUCGAGGCUGCCAAGGACCGUGAAGAGAGAUAUAGACGGGAACGCGCCGAGCGGGAGAGAAUUCGUAAUGCCACCAAUGCAGCGUUUGGAGACACUGGCAGUCCCAGCAACGCCCUCGUCACUUCGCGUCACGACUUCAGCAACCACAAUUCCCCCAUCAACGCAGGGGCCAUGGUGCUCGCGGACCGGAACUCCACAUCUCCCACCUCAGGCCGCAACAGGUUGCAAAAGAGGAAUCCGCGCCCCAUGUCAACGUCGACAUACGAUUCCCCUUCGCACAGCCAAAUGUACUCAUCUUCGCCCGGUAUACCCAUGCCCAACACCAACGUGCUCCGCGAGCGUGAAAACGUGGGUGGAUACGGAAGCAGCUCAAGCUACGGACGCGAUUCGCGUCACUCGAUCGCUGCGCCGCCCAUCCCUGCCAAAAUUCCCAUUGAGCGCGGCGCAGAGGAUAUGAUGGCCCUCAGCCUGGAACUCCAGAGCAUCGAUAUUGGGCCAGGUAGCGGAAGCGCAGGGCGCAGGCCCAGGCGGUACUAGAGCGACCGCUGCAGUUCAGUUCGAAAUCAACCAUUAUGAAGAUAAUUAUGUAACUUGAGUAAGUUCCGCGCUCUCUCUCCUUUCCCCGAAGCCAAGGGAGGGGCUUUCUUCGUUUUUCUUUUGUAAUUUUAUACAUCCCAAGGUUUUCAUGUGUCAUUGAUGGAAGGAAUGGGUGGGUGACUGGUAGUUAGGAUACGGUAUAGGAUUGGAUGGAAGAGUUUAUUGCCAGGUCUUGUUACUUUUCUUGUUUUUCUCCCCUUCUUCUUCUUCUACUACAACAAAUAUGGUAUGAUAUGAGGGUAGGUCUAGUCUGGCCAAGGUACGAGACGCUUUAACAACGUGUGUAAGUUGAGGGGGGAUUAGUCAUUUCUGCUUGCUGUUAGCAGCCGCAGCCGCGUUAGAACAGCCUUCGGGCACGUAUCAUCCAGAUAUAUAUGUCGUAGAACAGCUGAAUGAAUGUUUCUGUUCUAUUUUACAAUCUUGUUAAUGAUUUUUGCGUUUUGGAUAGUUGACGUGCGUAUCUUGCAUAUGUGGAUUUACUCUACAUUAUUUCUACUUUCGCCUUUCGUGACCUACGGAGGGUAGAGGCAGUACAAACUGUACUAUGUCGCAAUCGCCUGGCCAAGGAUUUGUUAUUCUUGUGGCCUUACUUGGAUUUCGUCGACUGUCGGAAUCACAUGCAAUGCCCCAGACUGAAUCUGUCGGAGUAAGAUUAGCAAUGGAACACGUCCCGUAUAAAAUCAAGUACUCAAUU
This is a messenger RNA of Periconia digitata, 4334 nucleotides long. The record is from the annotation of a GenBank genome assembly. NCBI's taxonomy places the organism in Eukaryota, Fungi, Ascomycota, Dothideomycetes, Pleosporales, Periconiaceae.